Molecule: messenger RNA, 1013 nt
Organism: Sander lucioperca (pikeperch)
Lineage: Eukaryota; Metazoa; Chordata; Actinopteri; Perciformes; Percidae
Product: lectin BRA-3-like
Exons: 3
Coding region: 43-549 (168 amino acids)
Source: RefSeq, a predicted model, not a curated record
GCAAGCACUUCCUUCGGUAGAUAUUUCUUUAUAGACCAAGCGAUGACAUGGGACAACGCUCGGGCCUACUGCAGGACGUACCACACAGACCUGGCCAGUGUGAGAAACAAAACUGAGAAUGCAAUGAUCCAGGAGGCUGUAGGUGAAAAUAGAGUUUGGAUCGGCCUGCACAGAUACACCUGGAGAUGGUGGUCAGAUGGCACUUACCACUCAUUCGGUUACUGGGCAGAUGGACACCCGGUAAAUAUAACUGAGAGCUGUGCUGCAACUGUGAUCAACGCUACUCACCUUGGAAAGUGGGUGGAAAACAACUGUAACGAAAAACUUCAUUUCAUGUGCCAAAACAAUAAGACGCAGUUGUUUAAUGUUAAGCUGACAGUACUGAAAACCACAAUCGACUUGAAUGUCCCUGCUGUGACCAACGCCAUCUUGAAUCAGAUCAAGGAGAAGCUGAUGGAGGAGGGGAUUACACGAGAUUUCAAAAUUUUCUGGAUAAAGAAGCCGGGCAAAAACAUCUUCCACAAAAAAGAGGAGAAUGCAGACGUUUAAUAUCUAAACCUUGUUUACUGAUACACCAUUGUACCAUUCACCUAUUUAUGACCGUAUAUCAAACUAUUAAAAUGUACUUAUUUAGUUUUUAAGGUUGAUAUUUUAGGUUUAAAUAUCACUCAAUAUAAGAGCAAUUUUAGAGCACCAGAAAUAAUAUUAGUCUCAUUUUAAGCUGACUUGGAGCUGAAUUCAAUUCAUAUGCUGUGGAAAACUAUUUAUACAGUACUGGGUUGAAAACAUUUUAGAAAGUAGAGUGUGUUGACUGCCUAUAUCAAGGAAAGAAGUAGAUUCAACAUUAUGUUUUCAUGUUUACAUUAUGUGAUAUUUAUACAUGGUUAUUUGUAUUGUUGUGUAUAUGUGAUAUGUUGUUGGAUGUAAAUUAUGGGUCUGUGUUUGUCAUGGAUGGAUUACUAUACGGUCCUACCAUUGUGUCAAAUGUACACAUACCUGUAAUCAUUACUUUA